AUGCUUCAAAGAGGAUUUUCCUUGUCUUCAUUACCUUCUCAAAAUUUAAAUAAUUCAUCAAAUGACUUAUCACCAAGAUAUACUACAUUGCCAUCUUCAUUUUGUGGACAACAACAACAACAACAACAAUUUCAACAACAAAACCAACAAAAUCAACAACCAAUACCACAAGUUCACUUAUUACAUCCAAACUCACAACUUCAACAAUUUCAACAACAAUUAAAAGUUUCCAGAUAUGAAGAGGAUUUUUGUGAAAUAGAAAAAGUUGGAAAAGGUGGAUAUGGAUCAGUUUUUAAGGUAAAGAAUAAAUUGGAUGGAGAAUAUUAUGCAUUGAAAAAGAUACCAUUUAAAAACACCACCAAAACCUUUUUAGAAAAGGUUUUGAGAGAGGUAAAAACUUUGGCAUCAUUAAAUCAUAGAAAUAUCGUUAGAUACCAUUCAGCUUGGUUAGAGACUGAGGAAUUAUUACCACCAUCAUCAUCAAUGGCAUCAACAUCAUUGUCAACCUCAAAUGGUAAACAAAUUGAUAGUGAUAUCAAAAAUAUCAUUUAUAACAAUCAUUUAUUAUUCGAUGGCAAUUGGGGAACCACUUCAGAAGAGGCUUCCUACUUGAAUGAGAGUGAUAAUCCAUGUAAUCGUAGAGUUAAUAAAGCCAAAAAGAAAGUUUCACCACAAAAAAAGAAAAAUGUAAAUAAUAAUAAUAAUAACAGUAAGAAAAAAGCUUUGGACCAAUCUGGUGCAGGUGAUGAUAAUGAUGAUGAUAUUUCAUCAUCAUCAUCGUCAUCUUCUUCAUCAUCAUCUGAUGAUAGUUUAUAUAAACUUCAAUUCCCACAUGAUGAAGAUUUUAAACAAUUUAAUAAACAAACAUCAAUUCGAGAAUCAAUGAUCAAUUCAUCACGUUUUAAAAAGAGUUAUGAUGAUUCUGAUGAUUCAAAUGAUGUUAGUAGUAAUGGAGUUGGCUUCUUUAAGACACCAAAAAAACAUUACACAAGUUUUAGUUUGGAUGAUGGUUCAGAUGAAGAAUCCGAUGAAGAUGAUUCUCAAGGAUUCGAUGACACAAAUCGUAGUACUAUGACUAAUAUACAAAAUGAUACUGAUACUGAAUCAUUUAAUCAUAGUCGUCAUCGUCGUUCAUUUUCAUCAAGUGAAGGUGAGGAAGAAACAGAUGAUGAUUCAUUAUCAGAAUCUGAUAGUGAUUAUAGUGGUGUAUUUGAAAAUAAUGAUGAUUUAAUUCCAAAUCCAUCAUCAAUUCCAACUUCAACAACUCCACCAAUCUCAAUGCCACCAAAACAAUACCAACAACAACAACAACAACAACAACAAAAAUCACAACCACCAAGUUUAAGAUCAUCAUUAACUCAAAAUAAUUCUUUAUUAAAACCAUCAAUAAAUAAUAAUAAUAACAAUAACAAUAAUAAUAAUAAUAAAAAUAAUAUUGUUUCACCAAAAAUUAAUAGAAUUACAACAUUAUUUAUUGUGAUGCAAUUAUAUUCUCAAACUCUUAGUCAAUGGUUAGAAAAUAGACCACCUGAUCAAGUUAAUGAAGAAGAGAAUUUAAAUAUUUUUAAACAGAUUUGUAUUGGUUUAAGAUAUAUUCAUUCCAAGGGAAUCAUUCAUAGAGAUUUAAAACCUGGUAAUGUAUUUUUAGUUAGAGAAGAGGAUCACCACCAACAAUCAUCAUUUAGCAAUAUAUCAAGUUCAUUUGAAGAAAAUUCUGAUGGAGGUGGCUUAUUGGUAUCAUUGGGUGAUUUUGGUUUAGCUGUUCAACAUACUAUCGUUUCAUCAACUCCUUCUCCAACUCCAACUUCAACUCCAUCAUUAACACCU
This is a messenger RNA of Dictyostelium discoideum AX4, 1827 nucleotides long. RefSeq lists its product as hypothetical. The transcript has 2 exons. Gene Ontology annotation, molecular function: nucleotide binding; ATP binding; kinase activity. Lineage: Eukaryota; Evosea; Eumycetozoa; Dictyosteliales; Dictyosteliaceae. The record is from RefSeq and is a predicted model, not a curated record. The annotation marks the transcript as partial.